AGACAGAGUCCAAUCCAUCAGCAAUCAGACAAUCAAAACCCAACGUUAAUGAACCGCCGCACACAAUUUUUUAAUCUCUUAGCCCGAUAUUUCGGGUAAUUUGUAAUGUUUCGGCCUUCGAUGUCAUCUUUGAUUAAAAACAAAACGUUUAUAAUCGCCCCAUACGCACGCGCUUUCUUCUCUUCUCUUCUAAAUUAGCUAGCUCCACUUGCCAACCCAAGACUCCGUCAAGCUCCCCCCCACCCCUCCCUGUUUUUGUUUUCUUUAUUUCCCUAGUGUGUUUUUGAUCCAUAUUUCUACCCCAAGAAUUACUUUCACAAGUUGUUGACUAUCUUUUUAAUGAUGGAUGGGUGGUGGAGAUCGAACAGUACUGUGAAGCUUCGCAUGAAGAUUUUGAUGCUGGUUCUGUUGUUACUGCAGCAAAGCUUGAGCUUUUGUUGGUCUCUAAACACGGAAGGUUUGGCUUUGUUGAGGUUUAGAGAGAUGGUGGAGAGAGAUCCACUUGGAGCUUUAUCGAAUUGGAUUGAGAAAGAUGGAGAUAUUGAUCCUUGUUCUUGGUUUGGUGUCGAAUGCUCUGAUGGCCAAGUUGUGAUCUUGCAUUUGACAGAUCUCUGUCUUGGAGGGACACUGGCACCUGAACUUGGGAGACUAGCUUACUUAAAAUCAUUAAAUUUACGCAACAAUUCUUUCUACGGAAACAUUCCUCGAGAGAUUGGAGAGCUGGAGGAGCUGGAGGUGUUGGACUUGGGAUAUAAUAACUUUAGUGGACCAUUUCCUUCUGACUUUUUUGCAAAUAAUCUAUCACUGACUACCCUCUUGCUUGACAAUAACAAGUUUCUAGAUGGCAUAUCUCCUGAAGUAAAUGACCUCAAGGUGCUUUCUGAAGUUCAGGCAGAUGAAAAUCAGUUAAGAGCUUCCUGUUGCUGCAGAGACAUUACCUGGAACAAUGUUCAAUCUAGAAAUAUAGCUCACCGGAUGCUGCUGCAGGUGGCAGAUCCUCCAAAUCCACCCACAGACAACAAUCGUCAUAAAGCUAAUCAAAGUGGUUCUGAAGCAUCGCCUUCUCCAUCUUUAUUGUCACCAUCCGGAUCUCAACCAUCACCAUCAAUGGCACCCUCAGACUCACCGUCUUUAUCACCGUCUCCAUCAUUCUCCCCAUCACCAUCUCCUUCGGAGUCUCCAUCAUUUUCUCCAGCAGAAUCCCCCUCCAGUCUUCCUUUGCCUCCUUCACCCUCACUCAUGAUUGCACCAACUCCAGCUUCACCUGCUCCAAAAAAUGAACCACGUGUCUUUAUUGGACAACCACAACAUGAUGGGCUGUCAACGGUCCCUGCUCCAAGUCCAAGUCAUUUGGAGCGUUCAAAGUCAAAAAAUCACACUGUUCUCAUUGCUGGUGUUAUUGCUGGCUCGAUGUUUGCUCUGAUUUCAACCGUUGGCUUUUUUCUCUUUAGAAGAAGCAAGGUAGUCACUGUCAAACCUUGGGCCACAGGUUUAAGUGGGCAGCUACAAAAGGCAUUUGUAACGGGUGUACCAAAACUCAAGAGACCAGAACUUGAGGUCGCUUGCGAAGAUUUCAGUAACAUUAUUGGCCCCUUUUCAGAUGGCACAGUGUACAAGGGGACACUAUCUAGUGGGGUUGAAAUAGCUGUGACAUCUACUGCAGUAAAAUCGCGUGAAGAAUGGUCGAAAAACUUGGAAGCCCAAUUCAGAAAUAAGAUUGACACAUUAUCGAAAAUGAACCACAAGAAUUUUGUCAACCUUAUUGGAUUUUGUGAAGAAGAUGAGCCUUUCACAAGAAUAAUGGUUUUUGAAUACGCUCCAAAUGGAACUCUGUUUGAACAUCUGCACGUAAAAGAAGCCGAACACUUGGACUGGGGAAUGAGACUACGAAUAGCAAUGGGCGUGGCAUAUUGCCUCGAAUACAUGCAUCAACUAACUCCACCUGUAGCCCAUAAAAACCUGCAAUCAUCGUCAAUAUAUCUAACUGAAGACUAUGCAGCCAAAAUAUCAGAUUUCAGUUUCUGGAAUGAUGCAACAGCAGCAAAGACUGGGUCACCAUCCAUGGAGCUUCUAGAAUCACAAUCAUCAGAUCCAGAGAGCAAUAUUUACAGUUUUGGGGUAAUUUUGUUUGAAAUGAUAACCGGUAGGAUCCCAUAUGCAGUGGACAAUCUUGCUGACUGGGCAUCAGAUUACCUGAGAGGAGAGCAACCAUUAAAAGAAAAGGUGGAUCCAACUCUAAAAUCUUUCCAAGAGGAAGAGCUUGAGAAGUUGUCGGAAGUCAUAAGAAAUUGCAUCCAUCCUGAUCCAAAGCAUAGACCAACGAUGAAAGAGAUUGCAGCCAAGUUAAAAGAGAUCACAUCAGUGGGACCUGAUGGAGCAACACCAAAAUUAUCACCCCUCUGGUGGGCAGAACUUGAAAUUAUGUCUACUGAAGGAAGUUGCGAGGUUAACUCAGUCUGAAAUUCGGAUUCAAGUGUACUUUUCAUGCCCUGUUUUCCCUGAUUCUCUUGCUGGUUCUCAGAAGCAGUGCUUUAUAGGGUAGAUAAUACUUGUAUCUAAUUAACGUAAGCAUGAUGUUUGUAUAUAGCUGAGGAAGGGGGACCUCUUGUCUGUCCAUUGCUUUGUUCUUUCUCCCAUGCCAAAGUCUGUAUAAAAUUCAAGUAUCUGUAAGUAUACUUGCGAAAUAAAAAA
This is a messenger RNA of Populus euphratica (Euphrates poplar), 2691 nucleotides long. RefSeq names its product inactive receptor-like serine/threonine-protein kinase At2g40270. Gene Ontology annotation, molecular function: protein kinase activity; protein binding; ATP binding. Gene Ontology annotation, biological process: protein phosphorylation. Bases 340 to 2460 code for a protein of 706 amino acids. The transcript has 9 exons. The record is from RefSeq and is a predicted model, not a curated record. NCBI's taxonomy places the organism in Eukaryota, Viridiplantae, Streptophyta, Magnoliopsida, Malpighiales, Salicaceae.